Linum tenue is the source of this 78-nucleotide messenger RNA. The record is from the annotation of a GenBank genome assembly. NCBI's taxonomy places the organism in Eukaryota, Viridiplantae, Streptophyta, Magnoliopsida, Malpighiales, Linaceae.
AUGUUGUCUAUGGUUGUUUACGGAUCAUGGAAGAAGAAAGCGUGGCGAUUCCAUGGCAGAAAGGGGAUGUCCUCUUGA